AUGCCAAUGCAUAAAUAUACGAAGGCUGACGUCCGAGGACCCAGUUUUCGAGUUGUGAGGACAAAAUCUGAGACAGCCUCCUCAGCGGAAGCUGUAUCUUACUUGGUUCUGUUAUUAUGUAUUGUCAUUAUUAUUAUGAUUAUUAUUGUUAUUAUUAUUAUUAUUAUAUUAUUAUUAUUAUUAUUAUUAUUAUUAUUAUUAUUAUUAUUAUUAUUAUUAUUAUUAUUAUUAUUAUUAUUAUUAUUAUUAUUAUUAUUGAAUAUUAUUUAA
Messenger RNA from Necator americanus (New World hookworm), 270 nucleotides. RefSeq lists its product as uncharacterized. The coding region runs from base 1 to 270 and encodes 89 amino acids. The transcript is spliced from 2 exons. The record is from RefSeq and is a predicted model, not a curated record. NCBI's taxonomy places the organism in Eukaryota, Metazoa, Nematoda, Chromadorea, Rhabditida, Ancylostomatidae.